This is a messenger RNA of Mollisia scopiformis, 1320 nucleotides long. RefSeq lists its product as uncharacterized. The record is from RefSeq and is a predicted model, not a curated record. NCBI's taxonomy places the organism in Eukaryota, Fungi, Ascomycota, Leotiomycetes, Helotiales, Mollisiaceae. Bases 109 to 1173 code for a protein of 354 amino acids. The transcript is spliced from 2 exons.
CGUGAAAUCUGCACCAAAGUCCCACUCGGCUCCCGGACAAGCUCCAUCCGUCUCCAUUCGAGCUUCUGCCUCGUCACUGCACCUUCCCUCCCUUCACAAGCAUUAACAAUGAACACCCACCUCGCCGACUUCGGCAAACUGAAAGAUUCCUCUCCCCCAAAUCCAACUCCCACCCGCCCCAAACACCUCACAACCCGCUCCAUCAGCGAAAUAACCAGCAUCCCCAAGGUCCAUAAACACCACCACCACCCGCAUCUACAUCACCGAGACAAAGAUCCCGCGGCCUCGAACCCGACUUUGAAGGUUCAGCCUAGUGUUGUGGAUGUAGUUGGUGGGGAGAGGAGUAGGAGUGAGGGUGUGACGCCGAAUGAGAGUAGGAAUGUGAGUCGGAGGGGGAGUGUGAAUGUUGCUGUAGUAGGGCCGUGGGAGGACAGUGUAGGGAUGGGGGCUCUGCAGAGGGAGAAGAGAGUUGUCAAGGAAGGGGAAGUGAGGGAGGAGAGGGAGAGGGGUGCUUUGAGAGCAGCGGAACUACGAAAUGCGUUGAUGGGGUUGAAUACGCUGUCUAAUAAUACGACGAGACGGCUUGAUAAUACAUAUUACUCGGUGCUGGAGAAGCUUAGUGUUUUGCAGAGCACGAUAUCAUCGUUGAAGGAAUUGGCUAGUAUGACUAAAGACUUGAAUCAAGAGUUCAAGAACGAGUCGGAGGAAUUGGUUAGAGAAGUCAGUGCUCAACUGGAAGGAUUCGGAAGCUUUGCAGAACAAGAGAAGCGGAUUGGAGAUCUCCAAGAGAGAGUGAAGGCUGGGAGGGAGCGAAUCAAAGCUCUCGGCGGCCGGGUUGACAUCGUCAAAGAUCGCGUUGAGGGUUGGGAAAGAGCCGAAGGGGAAUGGCAGGAGAGGACGAGGAAGAAUUUGAGGAUAUUAUGGAUUGUCAUCAGUUGCUUUAUAGCUGUUCUUCUGGCUCUGGUUGCUUUCCAGUAUACGCCUGCGAUGACAGGACCAGAGGUACCAAGGGGUUUGAAUACAACGGGCCUACUGGGAAAGGUGCCAGAUUUCGAAUCGUUCAAAAACGAAAGCCAAGCUCUGAAGAGAGAAGUCGAAGAGCGGUUAGACGGAUCGAUGAAUAGAGCCCAGCCGGAAGAGAAUCCGAGGCUGAGAGUCUUUGACGAGUUAUGAUAUUGCAUUCAUGAUACCCUUACUACUAGUUUGCAAUAAAAUAUGGAUCAAAAGCAUGCCAAGAGUAGAGAGACAGGUGGGCAAAAUCAGUCAGCUGGUUCCUGAGACCUGGGCGCCCAGGGAAUAACUUGGAUUGUGUUCGCACUG